Molecule: messenger RNA, 531 nt
Organism: Fusarium proliferatum ET1
Lineage: Eukaryota; Fungi; Ascomycota; Sordariomycetes; Hypocreales; Nectriaceae
Product: putative FAP7-involved in the oxidative stress response
Exons: 3
Coding region: 1-531 (176 amino acids)
Cellular component (GO): cytoplasm; nucleus
Molecular function (GO): ATP binding; ATP hydrolysis activity; AMP kinase activity
Source: RefSeq, a predicted model, not a curated record
AUGACCACACGAAAACUGCCUAAUAUCAUUAUCACGGGCACGCCCGGUGUCGGAAAGACGACUCAUUGUGAGGCUCUCGCGGAGCGAACUGGACUGCGCCAUCUCUCAGUGAACCAAGUUGUGAAGGACAAGGAGUGUCAUGAGGGUUGGAGCGAUGAGUUUCACAGCUUUAUUGUGGAUGAGGACAAGUUACUAGAUGCUAUUGAGGACGAUGUCAAGGCUGGUGGAUGUAUUAUUGACUGGCACGCCUGUGAUCUGUUCCCCAAGAGCUGGAUAGACCUGGUUGUUGUGCUUCGAGUUGACUCAUCAACACACUACGAUCGCCUUAUCACAAGAAACUACCCCGAGUCCAAGCUCCAAGAAAACAUCGACUCUGAGAUCAUGGAAGUUCUCCUCCAAGAAGCUCAUGAGGCUUUCGAUGAGGAAAUUGUGAUUGAAUUGACAAGCAACACAUCUGAUGAGAUGGACACAAACGUUGAUCGUAUAGUGGCUUGGCUUGAUCAGUGGAAGAAGGACAACAACGAAGAAUAA